Anolis sagrei ordinatus is the source of this 3530-nucleotide messenger RNA. It is a transcript of the gene ZNF711, whose product is annotated as zinc finger protein 711. Gene Ontology annotation, biological process: regulation of transcription by RNA polymerase II. Gene Ontology annotation, cellular component: nucleus. The record is from RefSeq and is a predicted model, not a curated record. Gene Ontology annotation, molecular function: metal ion binding; RNA polymerase II cis-regulatory region sequence-specific DNA binding; DNA-binding transcription factor activity, RNA polymerase II-specific. Lineage: Eukaryota; Metazoa; Chordata; Lepidosauria; Squamata; Anolidae.
UGCCUCGCGCACGCGCACUCCCACCCUCCCUCGCCCGCCUGCCGCUUCCCCAGCCCAAGCCUGUGAUUGGUGCAGGCCUCAGACCUGGCGGGCCCCGAAUGCCAGGCCCCGAAAAAAGCGGCCUUCGCGGUCGUUCCUGCGGCCUCCGCCCAGCGAGGUGAGGAGCGAGUACGUAGCGGGGAAGGAAUAGCGGAGAACGCGUCCAUGAAUGAACAUAUAUGAUUAUGGAUCCAGGUGGUGGAAGCCUUGGACUGCAGGAAUCCAAAAUGCCUCACACUAUGAUUAUGCAGGAUUUUGUGGCUGGAAUGACUGGUACGGCUCACAUUGAUGGAGACCAUAUUGUUGUAUCAGUCCCUGAAGCUGUCUUGGUCUCUGAUGUUGUCACAGACGAUGGAAUAACACUUGAUCAUGGCUUAGCAGCUGAAGUUGUCCAAGGACCUGAUAUCAUAACUGAAACUGAUGUUGUUACAGAAGGUGUCAUUGUUCCCGAAUCUGUAUUGGAAGCUGAUGUUGCUAUUGAAGAAGCACUAGAUACCAGUGAUCACGUAUUGACUUCUGAUCUAAUAACAGAAACUGUUAGAGUUCCUGAUCAGGUCUUUGUCGCUGAUCUUGUUACGGGGUCUGAUGGACAUUUGGAACAUGUAGUACAAGAUUCUGUAUCAGGAGCUGACUCUCCCACGAUGGUUUCAGAAGAGGUUCUUGUAACCAAUUCAGAUACAGAAACUGUGAUUCAGGCAGCUGGCACUGUUCCUGGUUCUACAGUUACUAUAAAAACGGAAGAUGAUGAUGAUGGCAAGAGCACAUCUGAAGACUAUUUAAUGAUAUCUUUGGAUGAUGUUGGGGAAAAGCUAGAUCAUAUUGGAAACACUCCCUUAAAAAUCAGCACUGAAGUGUCACACGAUGACGUAUCUAAAGAUGAUGGGUUUGGUUCUGAAGUUAUUAAAGUUUACAUAUUUAAAGCAGAGGCUGAGGACGAUGUGGAAAUAGGUGGAACAGAAAUUGUAACAGAGAGUGACUUUCAUAAUGGGCAUUCUGUAGCUGGAGUUCUAGAGCAAGGAGGCGUUGGCAGAGUUCAGCGAGAGAAGAUGGUUUAUAUGGCUGUUAAGGAUUCCUCUCAAGAGGAUGAAGAUAUUAAUUGUGCUGAAAUAGCAGAUGAAGUGUAUAUGGAGGUCAUUGUGGGAGAAGAGGAAGCAACAUCACUCCCUGAUGCACAGCUUGAAGAAUCGGGUGUGAAUAAAACUUUUGUUCCUGUUGCAUGGGCUGCUGCUUAUGGAGAUGAUAGAAGAUUGCCAAGGAGAUAUGAGGAUUGUCAGACAUCAGGAACCAACUUGGAAGCAAGAUUAGAAAACAAAAAUGGUAAUGCAACACAAUACCUGCAAAUCUGUGAUAGCAUUAGCACAAACAGACUGCUUAAGCAGAAGGCCAAGAGAAGGAGAAGAGGGGAAGCAAGGCAGUGGCAAACAGCUGUUAUAAUAGGUCCCGAUGGGCAGCCUUUAACCGUCUACCCUUGCCAUAUAUGUGGGAAAAAAUUCAAAUCCAGAGGAUUCUUGAAAAGACAUAUGAAAAAUCACCCAGAUCACAUGAUUAAGAAGAAAUACCAGUGCACAGACUGUGAUUUUACAACUAAUAAGAAAGUGAGCUUCCACAAUCACCUGGAAAGCCAUAAGCUUAUCAACAAAGUGGACAAAACCCACGAAUUCACAGAGUACACCAGGCGGUACAGGGAAGCGAGUCCUCUCAGUUCAAAUAAGCUGAUCUUGAGGGAUAAGGAGCCUAAAUUGCACAAGUGCAAGUAUUGUGACUAUGAGACUGCGGAGCAAGGGCUGCUUAACCGGCACUUGCUCGCGGUUCACAGCAAGAACUUCCCUCAUGUUUGCGUGGAGUGUGGGAAAGGCUUCCGCCACCCUUCCGAACUCAAAAAGCACAUGCGGACCCACACGGGGGAGAAGCCCUACCAGUGCCAGCACUGCGUCUUCCGUUGCGCCGACCAGUCCAACCUGAAGACGCACAUCAAAACCAAGCACGUGACCGACCUACCCUUUAAGUGUGAACAUUGCCCGCAGGCGUUUGCAGAGGAUAAAGAACUGCAGGAGCACUUGGAGCUGUUUCAAGGGCAUAAGACUCACCAGUGUUCGCACUGCGACCACAAGAGCACUAACUCUAGCGACCUCAAGCGACACGUCAUCUCUGUCCACACAAAAGACUUUCCUCACAAGUGUGAGGUGUGCGAAAAGGGUUUCCACCGUCCCUCGGAGCUCAAAAAGCACAGCGAGGCUCAUAAAGGUAAAAAGAUCCAUCAGUGUAGGCACUGUGACUUUAAAACGUCCGAUCCUUUUGUACUUAGCGGGCACAUCCUCUCCGUUCAUACCAAGGACCUGCCUUUUAAAUGCAAACGUUGCAAGAGAGGGUUUAGGCAGCAGAUAGAACUGAAGAAGCACAUGAAGACCCACAGCGGGAGGAAAGUCUACCAAUGCCAGUAUUGUGAGUAUAGCACUACAGACGCAUCGGGCUUCAAGCGGCACGUCAUAUCGAUACACACAAAAGACUAUCCACACAGGUGCGAGUACUGCAAAAAGGGAUUCCGUAGGCCGUCAGAGAAAAACCAGCAUAUAAUGAGGCACCACAAAGAAGCUCUAAUGUAACCCCUGAGCUGUGGAAGGGAGUCAUGUAGAAACUGUGAUGUGCUAAUUGGGAAAGAAAAAACUCUCAUGAACUGUUUCUCCUGGUUUCAAAGCUUGAUAUUAAACCAUAACUUUACAUUCUUUGUAUUACAAGUCUUUAAAAAGUAUUAGGGUUGACAAGGGAGCUGAUAGCCCUAUGAUUGUUGCUCAUCAGAACCUAAAGAACACUAUACAAUGCAUAGAGAGGAAUGAAUGUCUGAGAAGCUGCAGAAUGAGACCUUGAAUGUCUUCUGUUUAAAGUAUUACACAUUGUUAAGCUAAAGGAAAUAAUACGACAGUUAUCUUAGCCCUUUAUCAAUAACGCCAUUUUAUCUCCUCAAGGAAAACCAGGGACAGGAGUUCUUUACAGAGAUUUGCAAAGGCAAGUCUUCCAUGUGCAGUUUUUGAACAGUGACGCUGGAUAGAAAUCCAAUCAUCACGGCAUUUUUCAUUGUGCUCAGAAACAGUAUUCCAGAACUGGUCGGAUCUUGAGAUCUGGUCUUCCAUUUUGUUUUUAAAAGAAAGCAUAUUUUUCAGCAGGAAACUUUUCUCUCCAUUUAUUUAUGUUCACAAUGAGCAUUUUUUUAAAAAAGCUGCUAACUUAUUUCAUUGCAGGAUGCAAUGUUUAAAAUACAGCAUUAUGUUUUUGAGCUCAAAAAGUGUCGUUCGGUGCUAAGGUUAAAGAUGUGUGUGCGUGUGUGUAUAAUUUCCUUUUUUAUCCAAACCUGCAGUUGAAUGUUUAAUAUGGCAAAUAUGACAAAAAGUAUAUUUUGGCCGAUCUGAUUACUGUUACUUUAGGGUGGGUGCGGCUGAUGGUGCUAAGACUCGGCGCUGUUCUUUUUCUCUUUACUCUCUUCCAUUUUUAAAAAG